AUGGCUGUGUUUUGCCUCAAAAAGCUAACCAAAACAAAUACACCUGGGGCUGGGGGUGACUGCAGCUGGACUGGAGCCCUCGGAGAGCUCCAGAGAGAAAAGGAAUCGCCGCUGUCUCGUAGGCACAGCCAGGAGGAAAACAGGACGCUGCUUUUUGUUCUGGGAGCAGCGUUUGCUCUCCGCACACCGAAGCCAAGCCCUGGACGCGGUCCCGCUGCCCGGGACGUGCGGUGGGCAGCGGGGAAAGAACAUGAGCUGCGUGGCAAGGUUGUCUGGGUGACAGGAGCCUCGAGUGGCAUCGGAGAAGAGCUGUCCUACCAGCUGGCAAAGCUGGGAGCCCUGCUUGCCAUCUCUGCCAGGAGGGAGGAUGAGCUGCAGAGAGUGAAAAAGAAAUGCCUUCAGAUUAGCAGCCUGAGUGACAAUGAUAUCCUCGUUCUGCGUCUCGACCUGACUGACAGAUCCUCUCAUGAGGCUGCAACCAACAGUGUGCUCAAGCACUUUGGCAAGAUUGAUGUUCUGGUGAACAAUGGUGGGCGCUCGCAGCGCUCCUUGUUCGUGGACACCAACCUGGACGUCUACAAUGCCAUCAUUGAGCUCAACUACCUGGGCACCAUCUCCCUGACAAAGUAUGUCCUGAACCACAUGAUCCAGAGGAAGAAGGGGAAGAUUGUCACUGUCAGCAGUGUGAUGGGCAUCAUGGGAGCCCCUCUUGCCACUGGCUACUGUGCCAGCAAGCACGCCCUGCAGGGAUUCUUUAAUUCUCUGAGGACUGAGCUGACUGACUACCCUGAGAUAAGCAUUAUCCAAAUCUGCCCAGGGCCUGUGCAGUCCCAGAUCAUCCAAAAUGUCUUUACUGAGAAUCUUGCAAAGUCCAUCGAGAACAGCGGGGACCAGUCCCACAAGAUGCCCACGGAUCGCUGUGCCCGGCUCACCCUGGUGAGCGUGGCCAACGACGUGAAGGAGGCGUGGAUCAGCGACCACCCCUACCUGGCCGUGUGCUACCUGUGGCAGUACGCCCCCACCUGGGCCUGGUGGCUCAUGAACAGGAUGGGAAAGAGGAGGAUCCAGAACUUCAAGAGUGGAAUUGAUGCCGAUGCCUCUUACUCAAGGAAGAGGAAGUGAGGACGAGUGUGUAAGAAAUCCUGCUGUACUUGGGCUAAGGCUGAGAAACCUUUCAUACUGCAUGACUGCAAACAACAGCUUUUUUUUUUUUUUUGGUUUUGUUAUGUCUCUGUCAUCCUGUAACUCGACAGAUCUACCGAGCUGAUGACAUACUUGACUAAAUAAAAAUCUUUCUAAACA
This is a messenger RNA of Zonotrichia albicollis (white-throated sparrow), 1302 nucleotides long. NCBI's taxonomy places the organism in Eukaryota, Metazoa, Chordata, Aves, Passeriformes, Passerellidae. The record is from RefSeq and is a predicted model, not a curated record.